AUGAAUAUCCUUCAAUCUAAGAAACACCAAUCUCUUUUAGAAUUAUUAUUAAAAUUUAAUACAAAGAAAAAGAGAAUUAAAGUUAAUUAUUCUUUAGAAGAAAUAAUAGAAAUUUGUCAAAAAACAACAAACAUUUUUUUAAAAGAACCAAAUAUUCUUAAAUUAAAAAGUCCAAUUAUAGUUGUAGGAGACAUUCAUGGAAAUUUUAAUGAUUUAAUAAAAAUAUUUGAGAGUUAUGGAUAUCCACCAACAGUUAAAUAUUUAUUUCUUGGAGAUUAUAUUGAUCGAGGAAAGAAUAGUGUUGAAGUUAUUGUGUUAUUGUUUAUUCUUAAAAUCAACUAUCCAAAUUCUAUUUAUUUACUUCGUGGAAAUCAUGAAGAUGAACAAGUUUGUAUUUGUUAUGGAUUUUUUGAUGAAUGUAAAAAAUUUACAACAAAACAAAAACUUGUUUUUAAUACGUUUACUAAAACAUUUGAUUGUCUUCCAAUAGCAGCAAUUAUUGAAGAAAAAGCUUUUUGCAUUCAUGGUGGAAUUUCUCCUCAAUUAAAUUCACUUGAUACAAUUAUUAAUUUACAAAGACCAAUGAAAAUACAACCAAAUAGUCUUAUUAAUGAUUUGUUAUGGUCAGACCCAUUUAUUACUGAAUGUAAUGGAUGGGAAACAAACCCAAGGGGAAGAGGAUAUUUAUAUGGUAAAGAUAAAGUAGAAGAAUUUCUAAGUAAAUAUAAUUAUGAUAUUAUUAUAAGAGGACAUCAAAUAUUUGAAAAUGGAUAUAAAUAUUUAUUUAAUAACCAUUUAUUAUCUUUAUUUUCUUGUUCAAAUCCAUUUAGUACCUCAAAUAAUUCAUUUGCAAUUCUUUUAUUUGAUUCUAAACUAAACAAGAAUAUUAAAACCUUUAAAAUUGAAUAA
Messenger RNA from Entamoeba histolytica HM-1:IMSS, 909 nucleotides. RefSeq names its product serine/threonine protein phosphatase PP1, putative. The transcript is spliced from 2 exons. Gene Ontology annotation, molecular function: protein serine/threonine phosphatase activity. The record is from RefSeq and is a predicted model, not a curated record. Lineage: Eukaryota; Evosea; Mastigamoebida; Endamoebidae. The coding region runs from base 1 to 909 and encodes 302 amino acids. Gene Ontology annotation, cellular component: cytoplasm; nucleus.